This is a messenger RNA of Entelurus aequoreus (snake pipefish), 12139 nucleotides long. Its product is annotated as phosphatidylinositol 4-phosphate 5-kinase type-1 alpha-like. Gene Ontology annotation, molecular function: phosphatidylinositol kinase activity. Gene Ontology annotation, biological process: phosphatidylinositol metabolic process. The record is from RefSeq and is a predicted model, not a curated record. NCBI's taxonomy places the organism in Eukaryota, Metazoa, Chordata, Actinopteri, Syngnathiformes, Syngnathidae. The coding region runs from base 318 to 2024 and encodes 568 amino acids. The transcript is spliced from 16 exons.
GGUGCAGCAGUUUGUUUACAGGGAGAAGAGCCAGGGGGAAAGUACACAGCCCUGAGGAGUACCAGUUUUCGUGGUUCGACUGUCCGAGACAAUCUUCCCCAGCCGCACGUGCUGUUUUCUGUCCGUCAGGAAGUCACUGAUCCAACUGCAGAGGGAGUUGGGCACGCUGAGCUGGUAGAGAUUGUCUCGUAGCAGUCCAGGGAGGAUGGUGUUGAAGCCAGAGCUGAAGUCCACAAAUAGGAUCCUGGCGUAGGUUCCUGGGGAGUCCAGAUGCUCCAGUUCGGACCAGUGGCGUCUUCAAGGGGGGCUCUUCAGAGAUGCCUGGUUCCUCAGCUCAGAGUAUGAAGAAGACCAUUGGACACCGGGGAGUUGAGACCACCACCGGAGAGACCACUUACAAAAAGACAACAUCCUCUGCUCUAAAAGGUGCCAUUCAGUUGGGCAUCACUCACACGGUCGGCAGUUUGAGCCAAAAGGCAGAGAGAGAUGUGCUCAUGCAGGAUUUUGUGGUUGUUGAAAGUAUCUUCUUCCCCAGUGAAGGCAGCAACCUGACUCCAGCUCAUCACUACAGCGACUUUCGUUUUAAGACCUACGCUCCCAUCGCCUUUCGUUACUUCAGAGAGCUGUUUGGAAUUCGGCCAGAUGACUACCUGUAUUCACUGUGUAACGAGCCACUGAUCGAGCUCUCCAACCCCGGAGCCAGUGGAUCGCUCUUCUAUGUCUCCAGUGACGACGAGUUUAUUAUCAAAACUGUUCAGCACAAAGAGGCAGAGUUUCUCCAGAAACUGCUUCCUGGAUACUUUUUGAACAUCAACCAAAACAAGCGGACACUCCUGCCCAAGUUCUACGGACUCUACUGCGUUCAGGCGGGGGGCAAGAAUAUUCGUAUCUGUGUGAUGAACAAUCUGUUGCCCCGGAUAAUCCCCAUGCACCUCAAAUAUGACAUGAAAGGCUCCACCUAUAAGAGACGAGCGUCGCCUAAGGAGAGGGAAAAGGCUGUUCCCACAUACAAAGAUCUAGAUUUUAUCCAGGAUAUGCCUGAUGGUCUGCAGCUGGAAUCAGACAACUACAACGCCCUGAGCAAGACUAUACAGAGGGACUGUCUGCUCUUGCAGAGUUUCAAAAUCAUGGACUACAGUCUGCUGAUGGGUAUUCACAACAUGGACCAGGCCAGCCGGGAACGAGAACGGGCUGGGGGCUAUCCGGUAGACAGCGGGGUGUCGGAGGGAGCAGUGACCCCAGAUCAGCGCCGGCCGCAAGCCCAGAAGAGUCUUUACUGUACAGCCAUGGAGUCCAUCCAGGGGGAGGCUCGGGGAAAGGGAGCUUUGGAUUCAGAAGACCACAUGGGAGGCAUUCCAGCUCGUAACCCAAAAGGAGAGAGGUUACUCAUCUACAUUGGCAUCAUUGACAUCCUCCAGUCAUACAGAUUUGCUAAGCGAUUGGAGCACUCCUGGAAGGCCCUGGUGCAUGAUGGGGAUACGGUUUCGGUUCACAGACCUGGCUUUUACGCAGAGCGCUUCCAGCAUUUCAUGUGCAACACAGUGUUUAGGAAAAUCCCAUUAAAGCUUUCCCCAUCUAAGAAGAGCCGUAGUGGAGGUCAAGGGGGGCUUAGGAGGGUCCCCACUCUGGGAGCUCCCACUGUGCUCUCCCACGCAACAGGGCAGUUGGCUAUGGACCCCAGACUUGUUUACCACCCCCAUUUUAAAAGCACAGAGUCAGAGACUGACACUGUCCUGCCAGGCAGACCAGAUCUGGUUCCCAACACACAGCCGCUGCAAGACAACGCAACUGAAUGUGAGGCCAACCUGUCCACCUCAUCAGUAGGCAGUCUGGAAUUUGCUUCCUCUCCUCCCCUAAGGUCUGUGGGGGUGGAGGUGCACAAAUCUGCAAACACAGACUACGACCAGGGUGCUUUUCACAGUUUCGAGGUUGAAGGCAGUGCUGACAAUUCAGCCAAUCUGUCUGGAAGUGAAGAUAUAGUUUCUCUAUCUGACAUCAUCCCUGAGACGACCAUCAAUUUUUAAAAAACAAAGUGCUGUGUGAAGAGGACAUGUGCCUAGAAGAGAUGAGGCAGGCAGACGUAAGGAUAAGAAGAGCGAAAGCCUUCCCGUCCACCUGGGACCCCUGCACUACCAUUUAAACUCACAGUGGACGCCUGUGGAAGCAGCGACGGUUGAGACGAAGACGAGCAAUGAUGGGCCACAACACGUCCGUGUUUGCGUGUAUGUAGUCUUUCCCAACCGUCAACACUGUCACUGUGUGCGCGCACAUAGAUCCAUGUCCCAAAGGUCAUUUUCCCCCCAGAACUAUAUGAAUUUGAGUUAGAACCACAAUUUCUUUAUUAUUUUAUUGAUAGUUUUUUUUUCUACCCAUAGUCUGCUAAAAGCAGCAGUGCAUCAGGAAAGUAGUCAAAUGAGGACAUCUUGUUGUACUAUGAAGAUGAGUCACUAUUUUUUGUGUGGGUACAGAGCAGUACGUCAGAGAGGGAUCAUAGUUGUUUAUUUUUUCCUCCUGUUGCAGCACAUCAACUCACCCUUGGUACUCACCCCACUCUGUGGUUAGUGGAGGUUUUCAUAUCAAUAACUGUCAGUGCAAUCACAUUUUAGCUCUCAAGUUGUGGAUUUUUUUCAAUUUUUAUCAGAUGAGGUAACCGUAGAAGGAUGGCCCUAACCUGAGCAAAGCAGUCAGGUUUUACGCCACCGUGGUGCUGCAGACUGUAAGGCUACUUGUCGCCACUGCUGAAUGUACACGUUUCCACAUAGAAUGUGUCUUAUUAACCCAGAAGAAAGCGAUGAAAGUCUCCGCCUCUCAUGAUGUUGACCAUAUGUGCUAAAGGUUUGAUGUGAAUGGCGAGAAGAGCUGUUUGCAGCUUUCCUCUCUGAUGAAGUACUAAGCCAACCAUUUCCAGCUGCGACCGUUUUUGUAUUGUCGUGUCUGUUCCUAUUUAUGCAUUACCGUCCCCUCAACUGACGUUUUCUUUUACACACGCAUGCCUUAUCACUACAGACUAUCAGCUGCAUGUCGUCGGCGGCGAAUCAUUAUCCUGGGUUUGAAAUACAUUUUAAUGCAGACUGUACAACUCCUUACAGAGACUGUUAAAACCACACUGAAAAUAAUCAAGUCAAAAUGGUAUGAGAAUAAAGUGUGAAUAUUACGAGAAAAAAAAAAGUCUCAAAAUACAUAAGUGAAUGUAAAAUUUCCUACGCGAAGACAAACAGUGGAGACUAGCAGCCACUUUCUUUAGUGAGAGGUAAUUUAUUUAUCAGGUGUUGAUACUUUAUUAAGUAUGUGUACAGUAGUUGGGAAUUAAAUAAAGUCAACACAAGUAAAUACUGCUUCUCUCAGGAACACACAAUGACGUUAAAACAGCAGGGGAGAAAGGACAAGUCGUCAUCAGCGGCAUAUGUACAGAAAUAUCUAGUUGUCAAUAGCAAUUCAAGUCAGGAGAUUUGUGUAAACAUUUAUGUCCUCCAGGGUAGUCCUGACAAAGGAGUGGUGCAUCCCUGCAACAGCACCACAACCCUCCAAAAAGAUCAAUAUAAUUGUGUUUUGUAUUCUAUAUGGGGCCAGAUCACAACAGAAGUUAUUUAAGUGUACAUUCUGUAUAAAACAGGCCUAUAUCAUUUUAUGUUAUGUAAUCCACUAACUGCCCUCUAUUGUGACAUGCAGGGGUUCUUAACCUUUUUGAUCUCGGGACCCAACUUUUCAACUACAGAGGGGUCCGGGUCCCACCCAAAUAUUAACACUGAAUUAGUAAUCUGUCUUGAUUUUUAUCAUAUUCAAUCUUUAUAUCUAACCUACUUACAGUUUACAACCUUAUCAAGUGAUAUGAAACCAUGUGUUAAUCAACAGGAUUAUUAUUCAUUAACACACAAACUUUAGGCUGAAGUCAGGCUGAUUAGAAAAAUAAGUCCUAAACAAAUAUACUGCGUAAGAAGGGACUCACAAAUAAACUUACGUACAAUUAUGUUGUGCUAUAAUAAACUUAUUUAAUAGAUAGGUUUCUUAAUCAAUCAAUCAAUCAAUCAAUGUUUAUUUAUAUAGCCCUAAAUCACAAGUGUCUCAAAGGGCUGUACAAGCCACAACGACAUCCUCGGUACAGAGCCCACAUAAUAAACUCAAUAAAAUGAAAAUGCAAAUGAAAAUACAGCUUCACUACUUCAGUCAUCAUUUUUGCGCUUAAGAAACUUCUAUGAAUUUAGCUCGCCACUUCUGUUUUUUUUUCAUUGUCAUUACUGCCACAAGUGGUGGAGAAGUGUUACACCUGAGUACUGCUGCUGCCAAUAUGGACCAAAGCUGAGAAAUACAUAUUUGUUGGCGGUCCUCUUGGGGGCGCUAGUGACCCAACGAUAGGCCCCACCCCAAUGGUUGAGACACACUGAUAUCAUUUACUGUCAUAUUACAUUACAUCUUAAAAUGCCCUAAAAAAAAUGAAUGCGCAAAAUUACAACUUAUUCAAUCCUAAAAUCACAACUUUUUACUAUUACAGAUUUUGUGUAAAAGUGAAACUUUUUCCAUUAUUACGAUUUUAUUCUUGUUAAAACUGCUACCAUACCAUACAUUGUAAAACCAUUCAUAUUUUUCCUCGUUAAAUAACUCAAUUCUAAUAUUACGUUACAAGCUUAAAAUUACCAAUUGAAAUGUUAAUGCAUAAAAUUACGACUUUGUCAUAACAUCACAACUUUUAUUUUGAUUAUAACUUUGUGUACAAUGUUUACUUUUUUUGUAAAAUUCUGAUUAAUGGUAAUUUAAGACUUUACUCACUUGAAAUGAUGGCUUUUCCUUCAAGCACUCUAAAUAUAAUUGUUGCAAAAUUGCUUUUUGCAAGCCAUAUUGUUUCUUAAUCUUUAUUUUAUUUCCAUUUUUAUAAACUUUUGAAAAAUGGCUGUUCUUGAGAAUUACUCUCAAAAUAUUCUGACUUUAUUCUCAUAAGCAUUUUCCCCCUCAUUUUCAGUGUGGCAAGCUCCUUUGUACUUUGGGUAAAUUAAGUUUUUUAAAGAUCAGAAUGUCAUGAUGUAGGAGGGCAAUUUGGAAUAUUCACAAAUGCAAUUUUAAUUUGGAAAUCCUUAGCAAGGAGUUCUGUGUGAUGAUUAGUGUGCUCACUCUGUUGAUUCCAACAUGGCAUUCAAAUCCUCCACACUGGUCUUACAAUGCCGUGUUUCCCAACCCUUAUUAUGCUAUGGCACAUAUUUUUUUCAGAUAAAAAAAAUCUCACAGCAAACCACCAAAAAAAAGUGUCAGACAUGAUUAUUCUGCUAAUUAUGUAACUUCUGCCAUCUAGUGGAAGAGCAUUGAAUUGUUCAGUCUUUCACUAUACAUCACUGUCAUUGACCAUGAUACACUAUUUGUAGUAAGUAACAAUUUUCAGACCAAUUAAGUGAAAUUGGAUCAUUUAUUGUGGCAUAAUACACUUAACGUGGUUGGGAAUCACCGCUAUAAGGCAACAGAUGACUGAUGGACUCAAUCUAAUGUUGCUCAUUUCUGCUGGUUACAGAAAUGAUGGCGCCUGUGUCCACUCCUGGACCAACUACUAAAAAUUAUGUGUAUAAGUAGUUUUGGUUCUCAUUUAUUUUAUGUAGUCUUCUUUAUAUGCUUUUGCAUUCAUGCUGUUGCUGUUUCAGAGCACUAAAUAACACUUGGAGCUGGCCUUUUUAUUUUUAUUUUUAAAUUUACAGCAGUGAGAGAUUUCACAUACGCUCACUGUACAAUACGUGACUUCAUCUCGUCUGCUGUAAUUUUAACUACAUGUGGUCUUUGCAGCAGAGAACUUUAUGGACUGAAAGUAAACAAAAAAAUAUAAUGUUCAAUGCACAUUUUGUUUUUCAAGUCAGUCACUGCACCAAAGAGAGGAAGAGUUUUGCAAAAGGCUCACAGUAGUUCAGGAUAUAUUUAACAUUGGUUUUGGUCUGUGCUUUAAGGGGCCCUAUUCUACAUUUGCAACUUUUCAGACGUGUGUACACUAUCUGUUUAAACAUGAUGUGAAAAUACCAUAUCAUGAGGUUGCUGUGUUUUAGAAGGGAACUGCACUUUUUUGAAAUUAUGCCCAUCAUUUACAAUCCUUAUGUAAGAAAAGAACACAUAAGUUUUUCUUUUUUUUAAUGCAUUCUAACUUGUAAAUAAACACUAGCAACAGUGAGCUAGCAAUGGAGGUCAUGGGAUUUGCUCUAUUGUGCCUAUAAAGCACUCUAAAAACAUCCUCAAAUUGAUAUAAAACUGAUUAAAUAAUGUAGUUACAGGUAGAUCUAUAAUAACAUGUAAUAUUUACAUAUUUUGGUCAUUUUAAACAUACGGCAGCAUAUUAUUUCACAGAUGCAUCACAAAGUUCACUAUUUCCUUUAACAACAACUACUACUGAUUAUGGCAGACUUCAUGAGCGCCCAGAUCAGCUACUUUGGGACAAAUGAUGAUCCAGAACCUUAUAUAUUUUUCAGCCCAAGUAUACAGAGGAUGAGCAAGAGGUCUUAGGAGCUGAGUGAUAAUCAGAUCCAGGAAGUAGCACAAUUGCUAAACUAGAAAUACAAAGUACGGACAUAAAACAAGCACUUACUGUACAAUGUCUGCUCUGUUUGAUGCUGACUGAUGAGAUGUUUAUAUAUUGUUGUCUAGAUGAAGAAUUAAUCAUAAUCCCCACGUCGGUAAAAGAAAGACAUUUAAAAAACAAAAAAACAUAUUUUCAUGUCUUUCUUGUCCUCUCUGUCAGGGGCCUAAGUUGAAUGUCAAAGUUGAUUAACUUUUCAGUUUACGACCACAACCUUCUACUAUACAAGUGAGAGGCAUGAUUUAUAAUAUUUAAAUUAACUACUACUAACUCGGAGGUGAUGCAAAAGCUCACCGGCUCAGUCUGUCAAUAGUGUCACAAGCUAGUUACCUCUCUGUGAUCCCAGCGUCGCAAAAAGUAGGUCCUCAGCGUUGGCGCUUAUAAUACAAUAUCGCUAAUACUUGGUUAGUGUUCAGGUCACGAGAUGUAAAUGGAGUAUUGUUGUCGGUUUUUGUAUGUUUUUUUUAGAGGGCUUGGACAUAUGAUAUUACUCCUAUUAGCUGCAUUGUUAUCCACCUCGUACUUGGCGUUUUCUUACAAAUUUGAAUGAAUAAAAAAAGUCUUGUCUUACAUAGGAAUUGUGAAUGAUAGGCAAAAUUCCCCCAAAAAACUGCAGUUCCCCUUUAAGCUUAUCUUUGAUUUUGUUUGUAUGGCACUCCCGAAUCUCGUCAACGGUCGGUUAAGAGAACUUCACAUGGUCUUACAAAAUUUUCACAUCACAACUUUAGUAAGUACGUAUACAACUACUAAGUAAGUACGUGUACAACAACUAAGUACGUAGUAGAUGUAGUUGAUGACCAGCACUAUUCAGUACUGUUUGUCGCGGAUUCAUCAUAUUGCAGCCACAAAUUGUUUUUUGGGAUGUAAGAAUUGUUUCUAAACCAAUGGGAAUAUUUUGACUCUCGCUACUUAAUGAAAAGCUAUUUUGUGAAGAAAGGGCAGUUUUUACACCGGAUUCCUAAUAUUGAUCCAAUUGUUUACUGUUUGCAAAAAACAUUAGCAUGUUGAGGAGGGCGUGUCUCUGCAGCUUAAAGUAGUGUGUGUGACUUUUAUUCAGGAAUAGACUAAGACAUAUGUUUAACGAUUUGUAUAAAGGCUAAAAAUAAGUCAUGUGUACUUAAAGAUAAAAUGUGUUUAUUGUUGUGCUAUUAGUGUGUAUUAGUAUGUUCAUUUCAGCUUGUUCUCAUUACAAUAUGCCAUUUGCUCCAUUUUUCAAUUUUUUGUUUUGAUUAAUUUCAUUUCUUCAGUGUGCUGUGGUCCAAAAAAAACAAAAGGCCACUCGGUCGCACUUUAAACCUCCCUGCUUUUAUGGCUCCUCCUCAGAUUUGAGUGCAGGAUGUAAUGUUAGCGUAUUUAGAAAACCGUGGUAAUUAACGAGAGACGGGGAGUGUCAUUGCAGUUGGAACUAAUCGAAAAUUAUUUUUCGUUAAACGUUGAUCCAAAGUUGGUGGAGGUGGGCUGUACGCCCUCUGAACGUGAUACCUACUAGCUGGUCAAGCUCUUAGUCAGUGACAGCUGAGAUAUCUGGUUCCACCCAUGAUUAACCGCAGCAAAGUAGACGUGGUCUAGGAGCAGGUUGCUAAAUCCGAGAAUGUUGGCCUAGAGGAGAAGAAUGCAGAUUCACUUGAUAUUAAGAGAAAGUUACUAUAGUGCUCCACUGCAUGGGAUCCAAUAUCAUUUUAAAAGACCUUGAAAUGAGAAGGAUAGGAUCCCUUUAUGGAUCCAUUUUCAAACUGGAUUUGUUUUGCUAUUUAGUGUAAUGUCUCAGAAGCUACACACUCAUUAUUUUUAUUCUGUCAAGUGAGAGAUUGAUCAGCACACUCCUGUAAAAUGUACAAGAUAAUUUCACACUCCAGGAUUUUGCGAUGUUGCUAUCAUUUCUCGCAAAUUCAACCAAUCCCCACAAAUUAUGCUCGGCGUUGCAAUUUUGGCUAAAAUGUGCGGGGGGACAAUCAUCAUUUUUGACAAUGUAAUUUGUCCCCGAGCAGUGCUAAACACGCACGCUAACUCUCUUAACUAGCUAUUUGACUGGCACCCGACUGGCCUUUGAGUUCAGUUCAAAACUUGCGAGAAAGUAAUAUUUUUGCCGCAGAUUACGAAAUACGAGAGCUGUUCGGUGACUAAAGCUAAUCUAAGGUACGUACAGUACAGGCCAAAAGUUUGGACACACCUUCUCAUUCGAUGCGUUUUCUUUAUUUUCAUGACUAUUUACAUUGUAGAUUGUCACUGAAGGCAUCAAAACUAUGUGGAGUUAUGUACUUAAAGGCCUACUGAAAUGAAAUGUUUUUAUUUAAACGGGGAUAGCAGAUCUAUUCUAUGUGUCAUACUUGAUCAUUUCGCGAUAUUGCCAUAUUUUUGCUGAAAGGAUUUAGUAUAGAACAACGACGAUAAAGAUCGCAACUUUUGGUAUCUGAUAAAAAAAGGCUUGCCCCUACCGGAAGUAGCGUGACGUAGUCAAUUGAACAUAUACGCAAAGUUCCCUAUUGUUUACAAUGAUGGCCGCAUGAAGUGAGAGAGAUUCGGACCGAGAAAGCGACGAUUUCCCCAUUAAUUUGAGCGAGGAUGAAAUAUUUUUAAAUGAGGAAAGUGCAAGUGAAGGACUAGUGGGGAGUGGAAGAUGCUGUGAGAGCCGGGGGUGACCUGAUAUUCAGCUGGAAAUGACUACAACAGUAAAUAAACACAAGACAUAUAUAUACUCUAUUAGCCACAACACAACCAGGCUUAUAUUUAAUAUGCCACAAAUUAAUCCCGCAUAAAAACACCUAGGUGUUCAUAAUUUCAUCAUUGAUAUAUAAACUAUCAGACUGCGUGGUCGGUAGUAGUGGCUUUCAGUAGGCCUUUAACAAAAAACGGUGAAAUAACUGAAAACAUGUUUUAUAUUCUAGUUUCUUCAAAAUAGCCACCCUUUGUUCUGUUUACUGCUUUGCACUCUCUUGGCAUUCUCUCGAUGAGCUUCAAGCACACCUGUGAAGUUAAAACCAUUUCAGGUGACUACCUCUUGGAUCUCAUCAAGAGAAUGCCAAGAUUGUGCAAAAAACUAAUCAGAGCAAAAUGUGUUUUUUUUUUUUUCUCACCUUUUUUUCUUUAGUACAUGACUCCACAUGUGUUCAUUCAUAGUUUUGAUGCCUUCAGUGACAAUCUACAAUGUAAAUAGUCAUGAAAAUAAACUUUUGGCCAGUACUGUAGGUCUUUAAAAGUGGCAAAAUGCUACUGUUGUAUAGAAGAUCUUGGACCAGUUUUAACUAAUUGCUUGUGUUUUAAUUUAGAACUACCUAUUUGUUGAAGUAAAACUUUUAAAUUUGGGCCCCCUGGUCCACAGCUUUCUGGAAAUGUGCCCCCAAAACAAUUUAGUUGAGUAGCCCUGGUUUACUGUUCUAGCCCACAGCUAAUCUAGCUGGCAUCCGUUACAUUAAGCACAAUCUUUAUGGUCUGGUCAGCAACACUCCGGGACGUAAAAAAAAACAGUAAAAAAAAUAAUCACGUGGUGUCAAAGAUUCUUUGUGAUUUAACCCUUGUGCACACCUACGGCCCAAAAUGGGUAUUAUAUGUUCAUUUAAUAAUAUGUUCAGUUUAAAGGUUGGCGGUCUGAAAUUUUCCCCGGGAAUUCUUCACCAAUUUAUAUCAUUAUUUUAUCACAUUUUUGGAUUGUAACAUUGUAGUAUAGGAUAUAAACAAAUUAUGCACACUCUUUCUUAAAGCGGUCAUAGUAUGAUUUGUUUUCUACAUUUAAAAUACUUCCUCGUGGACUACAUAACAUGUAAUGAUGGGUUUUUGGUUAAAAUUUUGCAUAGAAGAUGUUUUACAGACCAUAUUCAAGCCGCUUUCUGACCAUCUCCUCAGGAAGUGCUGUUUUGUUGGCGGUCUUAUUUAUGUGGCUCCACUUCAACUGCGUCUUUUCCACGUCAUCCAUGUUGUAGUCUUCAGCGCUUCCAUAUACUGACAGAUAUAAAUGAGAAUUGUACGCUAUUUUGUAUUAGAAAUGGCAACAGCGGAGGUUGCAUGUGCAUGUACGAGCCAGUCUGCCCCUCAACAAGGGGAUAGAAAAAAAGAGGGAGCUUAGUGACUACAAAGCUCUUUGGGUAUAACAUUACCAUACUGUACAUGGAUAAUCCGCUGAUGUCACCAAUGGGGAAAAAUGGCACAAAUGGGGAAAACAGAUCAGUUUGUAGAAGUAUGAAGGCAGGUGAGAUUGUUUGAUAGAAAUCUCCGGAAUGGCUACACAGUUUGAUUUCACAUUUCUUGGACUUGUCCAAUUUUUUUCAUAUAGGGCAUCUUUAACCCCUCAUUAUACCCCUAUUGUAACUGUUUAAGACUGUAAUAAUGGUAUAUUAUUGUACUUUUGCCAUGAAACCCAAAUGAAUCUCAUUCUUGCCAAUGAAAAUAAAAAUUAAAAAAUUAUGUAAUUGUGCUCCUUAACCGACAGAUGGUGCCAGAAAACCAUGAGCAUAAUUAUCAGAGCUUUGAUGAGCGUAAAUGAGUUAAUCUCUAUUAAACCACUGAAAUGCACUAACAAUAAUAUUGGGAAGUUAUAUAUAACAUGAAUUUGUUCAAAGAUUUCAGAAUAAAAAUUAAAGGUUAAUUUCUUGCUGAUAUAUGACACUGUUAUGCGCGGGUCCUUUGUGGGUCCUAAGUGUGUACAGUCACUCCUAAGGUUGCACAAGGGAUAAAAAGCAAGAACCAUUUGCAUGAUGAUUACAAGUCGAUGCAAUGUUGUUGGAAAAAAAUAAGCCUCAACAUCUUUAGCACACAUUUUUGAAAAAGCUGACAUGAAUUCAGGCACUAGUCUCUCAAAAACGCCUGCGAAAACCUGGAGUGACUGUGAUUGACUACAUUGGUGGUAGCUUGUAGGUCUGUUUUUUUUGUAGUCCAGAUAUCCUUGGCGUUAAAACCAAAAUGAGCAGAAAAAGUUUGAUUUCGUUGCCGUUUAAUUAGAAAUGUUUUGGUUCCGUUUUGUGUUGCGUUGACUGACAGUUCUGUCUACAAUGCAUGGUGUCCCAAACCUAUUUCAGCCCAAUUUCAAAAUGUGAUGUUUGACCCUUGACCCAUUUUGAGUCGCAACUAUUGGUUUGUAACCCUAAUCUAACCGAUGAAUGCAUUUUGUCUUGCACCCACACCACAUCCUCCUAUGGUGCUUCCAUGUUUGGACACUACAUUUUUGUUAAGAGCCAAUGCAAUAUGAACCACAAUCUGCCAGCGCUCACUAUACGCAGAAGUAUAUUUAUUUAUAGGCUUGAAAUGAAAAAGUUGUACUGUCUAGAAGGAUUCCUGAAACUUUUAUCAAUACAUGAGGACAACUUUUUUGUUAUGUUUCAGAUUGUGAUACGAUAAAAUAGAAUUCUAUUCUCUCCACGGUGGGUUGUUAAUCUCCCACACUUUUUUUCUACAUGAAUGUUUUACAUGAGCCGAUUGUUGCUGGUUGUCCGAAUAUGAUUCAAUGACUAUAUUUCUACAAGAUGUGUAUACAAAAAAUGUGUAUAAUGUACAUAUGUCACUGAAAUGCCUUCUCAUGCAAAAUGUGUUGCCUGUACGCUCCUACCAUGUUCCAUUUAAUGUGGUGAUGUUUUCAUGCAUUGUAAGGAUUAAACACCUUUUGUAAAUCUU